Molecule: messenger RNA, 3244 nt
Organism: Prunus persica (peach)
Lineage: Eukaryota; Viridiplantae; Streptophyta; Magnoliopsida; Rosales; Rosaceae
Product: ABC transporter C family member 3
Exons: 10
Coding region: 24-2921 (965 amino acids)
Biological process (GO): transmembrane transport
Cellular component (GO): vacuolar membrane; plant-type vacuole
Molecular function (GO): ATP binding; ABC-type transporter activity; ATP hydrolysis activity
Source: RefSeq, a predicted model, not a curated record
GAAAGUUUGUUUACACGUCUGCCAUGACCUCAUUUGUUUUCUGGGGUGCCCCCACAUUUGUGUCAGUGGUCACGUUCGUUGCUUGCAUGCUUUUGGGGAUCCCACUUGAGUCGGGGAAGAUCUUAUCUGCACUUGCAACAUUCAGGAUUCUUCAAGAGCCUAUCUACGGUCUUCCAGACUUAAUUUCAAUGAUAGCACAAACUAAGGUAUCCCUUGAUAGAAUUGCAUCAUUCCUUAGUCUUGAUGACUUGCCUCCUGACGUUAUAGAGAACCUUCCAAGAGGUAGUUCUGAUACAGCAAUUGAGAUAGUCGAUGGGAAUUUCUCUUGGGAUUUAUCAUCCCCUAGUCCAACAUUGAAGGAUCUAAAUUUCAAAGUGAGCCAAGGUAUGAGGGUUGCUGUUUGUGGUACUGUUGGCUCAGGCAAGUCUAGCUUACUUUCUUGUAUUCUGGGAGAAGUUCCGAAGAUAUCGGGGACUCUUAAAAUGUGUGGGACAAAGGCCUAUGUUUCUCAGUCACCGUGGAUACAGAGUGGCAAGAUAGAGGAAAACAUAUUGUUUGGUCAAGAGAUGGACAGAGAAAGAUAUGAGAGGGUGCUUGAAGCAUGUUCAUUAAAGAAGGACCUGGAAAUUCUAUCGUUUGGUGAUCAGACAAUUAUAGGGGAGAGGGGAAUCAAUUUAAGUGGUGGACAGAAGCAAAGAAUACAAAUUGCACGUGCUCUGUAUCAAGACGCUGAUAUUUAUCUGUUUGAUGAUCCUUUUAGCGCUGUUGAUGCUCAUACAGGAUCACACCUUUUUAAGGAAUGCUUGCUGGGUCUCUUGGGUUCAAAAACAGUAAUCUUUGUUACUCAUCAAGUGGAGUUCUUACCUGCUGCUGACCUCAUCUUGGUCAUGAAAGACGGAAGGAUUACUCAAGCAGGAAAGUUCAAUGACAUUCUUAAUUCAGAAACUGAUUUUAUGGAACUUGUGGGAGCACACGCGGAAGCUUUGUCCGUGCUUAAUUCUGCAGAGGUGGAGCCAGUAGAAAAAAUAAGCGUUAGCAAAGAAGAUGGAGAAUUUGCUAGUACUAGUGGGGUUGUCCAAAACGUAGAAGACACUGAUGUUCAAAAUUCUAAAACAGAUGAUUUACCAAAAGGGCAGCUUGUUCAAGAAGAAGAGAGAGAGAAAGGUAGAGUUGGGUUGUCAGUCUACUGGAAGUACAUCACCACAGCAUACGGAGGUGCUCUUGUUCCGUUUAUCUUGCUUGCACAGGUUCUCUUUCAGGUCCUUCAAAUUGGAAGCAAUUACUGGAUGGCUUGGGCAACUCCUGUUUCAGAGGAUGUGAAACCUGCUGUUGAAACCUCUACACUUCUAACUGUUUAUGUUGCUUUGGCCGUUGGAAGUUCUUUUUGUAUCCUCUUCAGAUCCAUGUUUCUUGCAACAGCUGGGUACAGGACAGCCACUCUACUCUUUAGUAAAAUGCAUUCAUGCGUUUUCCGUGCUCCCAUGUCUUUCUUUGAUGCCACUCCAAGUGGACGAAUCCUAAACAGAGCUUCUACAGACCAAAAUGUAGUGGACUUGAACAUGCCGGGUCAAAUUGGGGCCCUUGCCAACUCAUUGAUCCAGCUUCUGGGAAUUAUUGCAGUGAUCUCGCAAGUUGCUUGGCAGGUUUUCAUCAUUUUUAUCCCUGUGAUUGCAAUCUGUAUCUGGUUACAGCAAUACUACAUACCUUCAGCACGAGAACUGGCACGGUUGGUUGGGGUAUGCAAAGCUCCAGUGAUACAACACUUUGCUGAAACAAUUUCAGGUUCGACAACUAUUAGGAGCUUCAAUCAAGAAUCAAGAUUUAGGGAUACAAACAUGAAACUGAUGGAUGGUUAUGGUCGGCCUAAUUUUCAUACUGUGGCUGCAAGGGAGUGGCUAUGUUUUCGCUUGGAUAUGUUGUCAUCUAUAACUUUUGGAUUCUGUUUGGUUUUCUUGAUCUCUAUUCCAGCAGGGGUGAUUGAUCCAGGUGUUGCGGGCUUAACUGUCACAUAUGGACUUAAUCUAAACACGUUACUGGCGUGGUUUAUAUGGAAUCUUUGCAAUGUAGAGAACAGAAUUAUAUCAGUGGAGAGAUUACUACAGUACACUACCAUUCCCAGUGAGCCUCCUCUUGUAAUAGAAUCCAAUCAGCCAGAUCGUUCUUGGCCAUUACGUGGAAAAGUUGACAUACAUGAUCUUCAGGUCCGUUAUGCCCCACACAUGCCGCUUGUGUUGCGAGGUAUCACAUGUACCUUUCCUGGAGGAAUGAAAACUGGGAUUGUGGGUAGAACUGGCAGUGGCAAAUCGACUCUCAUACAGACCCUUUUCCGAAUUGUGGAUCCUGCUUCUGGCCAGAUUUUGAUAGAUGGUAUUGAUAUAUCUUCAAUUGGACUGCAUGAUCUAAGGUCUAGGCUGAGCAUUAUCCCUCAGGACCCAACCAUGUUUGAAGGGACUGUAAGAAGCAAUCUGGACCCACUUGAAGAGUACACAGAUGAGCAAAUUUGGGAGGCCCUGGAUAAGUGUCAACUUGGAGAUGAAGUUAGGAGAAAGGACGGAAAGCUGGAUGCCACAGUUAGUGAGAAUGGAGAGAACUGGAGUAUGGGUCAGAGGCAGUUGGUCUGCCUUGGCCGUGUGCUGCUCAAGAAAAGUAAGGUCUUGGUGCUUGACGAAGCUACCGCGUCGGUCGAUACAGCUACAGAUAAUCUCAUCCAGCAGACCCUUCGCCAACACUUUACUGACUGUACAGUCAUCACUAUUGCACAUCGUAUAACUUCUGUUCUUGAUAGUGACAUGGUUCUGCUUCUGAGUCAUGGUCUUAUUGACGAAUAUGAUUCUCCUGCAACCUUGCUCGAGAACAAGUCGUCAUCUUUUGCUCAGCUUGUGGCAGAGUACACAAUGAGGUCGAAUUCCAGUUUUGAGUAGUUCGACUGACAAUUGAAAUUCCAAAUCUUCAUUAUGAACUACUCAACUUGGUAGCUGUUUUCAUAAUGACGAAACAUAAGCGGUGAGGUCCAAAGCAAUAGAACUGGGUGAUCAAGUUAAAGUUUGCAGUGUAUUUUAGGCUAUAUUCUGCUGCAAAUAUUGUAUGGUUAAGUACUUUCAAGUAAUUUUGAUACUGAGAGCUCAAUAUAGGUGUGAAAUUUUGUGGUCGAAUAAAGUAAUUGUAAGUUGAUUGAACUCCUAUGCAAAACAUCCUCUCAUUGAAUAGAUAAAUGGCUCUGUAAUUGGAAAAUUUUGUAAGUAAA